Talpa occidentalis (Iberian mole) is the source of this 8979-nucleotide messenger RNA. It is a transcript of the gene UTP20, whose product is annotated as UTP20 small subunit processome component. The transcript has 62 exons. NCBI's taxonomy places the organism in Eukaryota, Metazoa, Chordata, Mammalia, Eulipotyphla, Talpidae. Bases 177 to 8543 code for a protein of 2788 amino acids. Gene Ontology annotation, cellular component: small-subunit processome; nucleolus; 90S preribosome. The record is from RefSeq and is a predicted model, not a curated record.
CUCAGGCUCCUCCCCGCCUCCAACAUGGCGGCGCCCAUAGGCUCUACCCGCACGUGAGAAUCUCCACGCCUGGGACUCCGAGAGUGCAAAAGUGUGAGCCAGUUUCGCUCCCCUACAGUCGGGUGCAUCCCUCCGACCCUUGGUGAGGCCCUCGCGGCCGCUCCCCCUCUGUAGCCAUGAAGACAAAGCCCGUUUCUCACAAGACCGAGAACACCCACCGGUUUCUUACAUUUGCAGAACGACUAGGGAAUGUGAACAUCGAUAUUAUUCACCGGAUUGACAGAACUGCAAGCUAUGAUGAGGAGGUUGAAACUUACUUUUUUGAGAGUCUACUGAAAUGGAGAGAAUUGAACCUAACGGAACACUUUGGGAAAUUUUACAAAGAAGUUAUUGACAAAUGCCAAUCAUUCAAUCAGUUGGUCUAUCAUCAAAACGAGAUAGUUCAAAGUUUGAAGACUCAUCUACAAAUCAAGAACAGUUUUGCCUAUCAGCCUCUUUUGGACUUAGUUGUACAAUUGGCUCGAGAUCUCCAGACAGAUUUCUAUCCGCAUUUUCAGGAUUUUUUCCUCACCAUCACCUCAAUCUUGGAGACUCAGAACACAGAGCUGUUAGAAUGGGCUUUCACCUCACUGUCAUAUCUUUACAAAUAUCUAUGGCGACUGAUGGUGAAGGACAUGGCCAGUAUAUACAGCAUGUACAGUACACUCUUGGCUCAUAAAAAACUCCAUAUAAGAAAUUUUGCUGCCGAAAGCUUUACUUUUUUGAUGAGAAAGGUUUCUGAUAAAAAUGCACUUUUCAAUUUAAUGUUUCUUGAUCUCCACAAACAUCCAGACAAGGUAGAAGGCGUUGGACAGUUGCUCUUUGAAAUGUGCAAAGGAGUUCGGAAUAUGUUUCACUCUUGUGCAGGAACGGCAGUGAAGCUAAUUUUGCAAAAAUUAGGACCAAUUACUGAAACAGAAGCUCAACUACCUUGGAUUUUAAUUGGAGAAACACUCAAAAAUAUGGUCAGAUCCACUGUGUUCUACAUCUACAAGGAACAUUUUGGUGUAUUUUUUGAAUGUUUGCAAGAAUCACUCCUGGAUCUACAUACAAAAGUAACCAAAACUAACUCUGGUGAAAGUUCUGAACAGGUGAAAAGGUUGUUGGAAAUUUAUCUGAUACUUGUGAAACAUGGAAAUGGAUCUAAGAUAACCAAACCUGUUGAUGUUUGCAAGGUAUUGUCUCAAUCAUUACAGAUAGCCCAUCUCUCCACAUCUUGCUUGCAGACCCUCUUGGAUGUAAUUUCUGCUUUGAUCCUAGGUGAAAAUGUUUCCUUACCAGAGUCCCUCAUCAAAGAAACCAUUGAAAAGAUUUUUGACAGCAGUUUUGAAAGGCACUUAAUUUUGGAUUUUUCCGAAGGCAUGUUUACCAUGAAGCAGUUUGAGCAGCUUUUUCUACCCAGCUUUCUCUUAUAUGUUGAGAGUUGCUUCUCAGUUGAUGACGAGACAGUUCAAGAUGAAGCUCUGGCCAUUCUGACCAAGCUUGUUGUGAACAAAGCCUCACCUCCUACCGUUGGCUCCAUGGCAGUUCAGUAUCCUCUGGUUUUCUCACCACAGACAGUGGGAUCCUAUAUAAGACAGAGGAGGAUAAGAUCCAAGGGAGGAAAUGAGCAGAAAACAGUACUGGAUCGUCUUUUAUCUAUAAUUCAGUUACCCCCUAGUAAAGAUGUUUGCCUUUCACAUUCUUGGGCAGCCCUUGUUGUGUUACCUCACAUCAGACCUCUGGAGAGAGAGAAGGUGAUUCCACUAGUUGCAUGCUUCGUAGAGUCACUCUUCACCACUGUUGACAGAGGGAGCUUUGGAAAAGGAAGCUUAUUUGUUCUUUAUCAAGCUGUAAAUGCUCUGCUGAGUUUGGAAGAAUCUUCUGAACUUCUUCAUUUGGUUCCUGUGGAACGUGUGAAGAAUUUAGUAUUAAUGCUUCCUUCGGAGCCAUCUGUGCUGCUGUUGGCUGAUCUGUAUUAUCAGAGAUUAUCCUUACAUGGCUGCAAAGGACCACUUUCUGAGGAAGCGUUAAUGGAAUUAUUUCCCAAGUUACAAGCCAAUAUUUCAAGUGGUAUAUCUAAGAUUCGGCUUUUGACAAUAAGGAUCCUAAACUACUUCGAAGUUAAACUUCCGGAACUGAUGGGGGAUGACGGGCUCUGGGACCGCCAGUCGGCCUUUGCUAUAUUACGCCAAGCAGAACUCGUGCCAGCGACCGUGAAUGAUUACAGGGAGAAGCUUCUUCAUUUGAGGAAACUAAGACAUGAUGUGGUGCAGAGUACUGUCCCUGAGGGGCCGUUACGGGAGGUGCCGCUUCGUUACUUAUUAGGCAUGUUAUAUGUUAACUUCAGUCCACUCUGGGACCCUGUUAUUGAACUCAUAAGUUCUCAUGCACAUGAAAUGGAAAAUAAGCAGUUUUGGAAAGUCUACUAUGAACAUCUAGAAAAAGCAGCUUCCCAUGCUGAGAAAGAGCUGCAAAAUGAUAGAAGAGAUGAGAAAUCUAUCAGAGACGAAAGUUGGGAGCAGACUCAGGAAGGAGAAGUUGGAGCUCUUUAUUGCAAGCAGUUGGCAUUGAAAACUGACUGCCAGGAAAGACUGGACUAUACCAACUUCCGAUUUUUGCUCUGGCAAGGUCUGGCAAAAUUCCCUGAGAGGGUUGAGCCAAGAUCCAGGGAGCUUACCCCACUUUUCUUGAGAUUUAUCAACAAUGAGUAUUACCCAGCAGAUCUGCAAGUUGCUCCAACCCAGAAUCUUCUAAGAAAAACCAAAGGGGUAGCAGAGGAGGAAGCAGUGGAAGAGGAGCCUGCUGCUGGAGAGGAGUUGGAGGAGCUGGAGGAAGAGGUGGUCCCCCAAGAGGAACCCUCACAAAAGAAAAAGACAAGAAGAGCUGCAGCAAAGCAGUUAAUUGCUCAUUUGCAAGUUUUCUCAAAGUUUUCAAAUCCACGGGCCUUAUAUCUAGAGUCCAAAUUAUAUGAGCUUUAUCUUCAGUUGUUACUACAUCAAGAUCAAACAGUGCAAAAAAUGACCCUGGAUUGCAUAAUGACAUAUAAGCAUCCACAUCUCCUCCCUUACAGAGAAAACUUACAACGAUUGCUUGAAGACAGAAGUUUUAAGGAAGAGAUAGUGCAUUUUGGCAUUUCAGAAGAAAACACAGUAGUGAAAACAGCCCACCGAGCAGAUCUGUUUCCUAUUCUGAUGAGAAUUUUGUAUGGCCGAAUGAAGAACAAGACUGGGAGUAAAACCCAGGGGAAGUCGGCUUCAGGCACCCGCAUGUCCAUUGUUUUGAGGUUCCUGGCGGGAACCCAGCCAGAGGAGAUACAGAUAUUCUUGGACUUGCUGUUUGAACCUGUGAAGCACUUCAAGAACGGAGAAUGCCGUUCUGCAGUCAUUGAAGCGGUAGAAGUUUUGGAUUUGUCUAGAGUUCUUCCCUUAGGGCGUCAGCAUGGUGUCUUAAAUAGCCUUGAAAUAGUAUUGAAGAAUAUUAGUCAUUUGAUCAGUGCUUACUUACCAAAGAUUUUGCAGAUACUGCUCUGCAUGACAGCGACUGUGUCACAGAUCCUUGACCAAAGAGAAAAGAUACAACUGAGAUUUAUUAACCCAUUGAAAAACUUGAGACGUCUUGGAAUCAAAAUGGUAACUGAUAUCUUUCUGGAUUGGGAGUCUCAUCAGUUCACAACAGAAGAAAUUGAUGCAGUGUUCUGUGCUGCAGUGUGGCCCCAGAUCAGCAGGCUUGGAUCUGAAAGUCAGUAUUCUCCUACUCCUUUGCUGAAACUGAUUAGUAUCUGGAGCAGAAAUGCAAGAUAUUUCCCUUUUCUGGCAAAACAGAAGCCUGGACAUCCAGAAUGUGAUAUUUUGACCAAUGUUUUUGCGAUUCUCUCAGCAAAGAAUCUCUCUGAAGCCACAGCCAGUAUGGUGAUGGAUAUAGUUGAUGAUCUUCUUAACCUUCCAGAUUUUGAGCCCACAGAGACAGUUUUGAGCUUGCCAGUAACUGGAUGUGUAUACACAGAAAGUGCAGAUGAAUCUAUCACGACAGGGGCACGAUUAAUUCUGCCUCAUGUGCCUGCUAUACUCCAGUAUCUCAGCAAAACCACAAUAAGCGCAGAAAAGGUGAAAAAGAAAAAGAACAGAGCACGAGUCAGUAAGGAACUUGGCAUUCUUUCUAAGAUCAGCAAGUUCAUGCAAGACAAAGAACAAAGUUCUCUCCUCAUCACACUUCUCCUUCCUUUUCUCCACCGUGGCAAUAUUGCUGAGGAUACAGAGGUUGAUAUUCUGGUGACAAUACAAAACCUGUUAAAGCAUUGUCUGGAACCUACAAACUUCCUCAAGCCUCUAGCAAAACUUUUCUCAAUUAUUAAGAACAAGUUGUCACGGCAAUUGCUUUGCACAGUUUUCGAGACGCUUUCUGAUUUUGAGAGUGAAUUAAAAUAUGUUACUGAAGUGGUCAAGCUUAAUGCCUUUGAUCGAAGACAUCUUGAUGAUAUCAACUUCGAUGUUCGCUUCUCAACAUUCCAGACCAUCGCCUCUCAUAUUAAAGAGAUGCAAACCGUGGAUGUUAACUACCUAAUUCCAGUUAUGCAUAAUUGUUUCUAUAAUCUGGAGUUAGGAGACAUGUCUUUAAGUGACAAUGCCAGCAUGUGCUUGAUGAGUAUCAUCAAAAGGCUGGCUGCCUUGAAUGUCACAGAGAAAGACUAUAGAGAAAUCAUUCAUCGCUCUCUGCUGGAGAGGUUGAGGAAAGGACUGAAGAGCCAGACAGAGAAUAUUCAACACGAUUACACCACACUGCUUUCCUGUUUAAUUCAAACCUUUCCAAACCAACCAGAAUUUAAAGACUUGGUCCAGCUUACUGAUUGCCACGACCCAGAAAUGGACUUCUUUGAGAAUAUGAAGCAUAUCCAGAUCCACAGACGAGCAAGAGCCUUGAAGAAACUGGCAAAACAACUAAUGGAAGGCAAAAUUGUGCUGUCCUCUAAAUCUCUGCAGAAUUAUAUCAUGCCAUAUGCCAUGACUCCAAUUUUUAAUGAGAAAAUGCUCAAGCAUGAAAAUAUAACCAUCGCUGCCACAGAAAUUAUUGGAGCUAUUUGCAAACACCUGUCUUGGUCAGCAUAUGUAUAUUACUUGAAACAUUUCAUUCAUGUCUUACAGACAGGACAGAUCAAUCAAAAGUUGGGUGUCAGUUUGCUGGUAAUAGUAUUAGAAGCAUUCCACUUUGACCACAGAUGUCUUGAGGAACAAAUGAGAAAAAUUCAGAAUGAAGAAAACACAACAAAAGUGAUUGAGUUGCCAGACCAUGAAGCCAUGGAAUUAGAGCCUGUGGAUGAGGAAGAGAAGGAAGAUGCAUGUAAGAGUUUGUCAGACCACAACGAAGAACUUGGAAACGCUAAUCCCGCUGAUGGCGAAGGGACAUCAGCUAUGGAAUCCGAGAAUAUCACACCAAUCCUCUCUUCCCUUCCUCAGAAUAAGGAAGAAUUGGAGAAAACAAUUAAAAAUAUCCAAGGAACCAUUACUGGGGACAUCCUACCCAGACUACAUAAAUGCCUGGCAUCUACGACUAAACGGGAAGAAGAGCAUAAGCUCAUAAAAUCAAAGGUUGUGAAUGAUGAGGAAGUGGUUCGAGUUCCCUUAGCUUUCGCCAUGGUUAAACUAAUGCAGUCCCUUCCACACGAAGUUUUGGAAGCUAAUCUACCAAGUAUUUUGCUCAAAGUGUGUGCCCUCCUCAAGAACAGAGCACAGGAAAUCAGAGACAUUGCACGCAGCACUCUUGCAAAAAUAAUAGAGGAUCUGGGUGUGCAUUAUCUACAAUAUAUUUUAAAAGAACUACAGACUACCCUUGUCCGUGGAUAUCAGGUCCAUGUUCUAACUUUCACUGUUCACAUGUUGCUGCAAGGCCUCACCAACAAGCUACACGUUGGGGAUUUGGACUCUUGUUUAAAUAUCAUGAUUGAGAUUUUUAACCAUGAGUUGUUUGGUGCUAUUGCUGAAGAGAAGGAAGUAAAGCAGAUCCUGUCCAAAGUCAUGGAGGCACGAAGAAGCAAAAGUUAUGAAUCUUACGAAAUCCUGGGCAAGUUUAUAGGAAAAGAUCAGGUUACAAAACUUAUCCUCCCACUAAAAGAGAUCUUACAAAACACCACGAGUUUAAAACUGGCCCGGAAAGUUCAUGAAACAUUACGCCGGAUCAUAGCAGGAUUAAUUGUAAAUGAGGAAAUGACGGCAGAGUCCAUUCUGUUGCUCAGUUAUGGUUUGGUCAGCGAGAAUCUCCCCUUGUUAACAGAGAAAGAAAAAACUCCCGCAGCCCCAGCACCAGAUCCACGCCUGCCACCCCAGAGCUGUCUCCUGCUCCCACCAACUCCAGUUCGAGGCGGGCAGAAAGCUGUUGUGAGCAGGAAAACCAACAUGCACAUCUUCAUAGAGUCUGGGCUGCAGCUGCUAUAUCUGAGUCUGAAGACUUCCAAGAUCAAGUCUUCAAGCGCACAUGUUCUGGAAAUGCUGGAUCCUUUUGUGUCUCUCCUCAUAGACUGCCUGGGCUCCAUGGACGUGAAGGUGAUCACUGGUGCUUUACAAUGCCUAAUCUGGGUAUUGAAGUUCCCUCUGCCUUCCAUAGAAACAAAAGCAGAACAGCUGACCAAGCACCUUUUCCUUUUGCUGAAGAACUAUGCAAAACUUGGGGCUGCCAGGGGCCAGAACUUCCACCUGGCCGUGAAUUGUUUCAAGUGUGUGACCAUACUGGUGAAGAAAGUGAAGACCUACCAGAUCACUGAGAAGCAGCUUCAAGUACUGCUAGCAUAUGCCGAGGAGGACAUUUAUGACAACUCACGACAAGCCACUGCGUUUGGCCUGCUGAAGGCCAUUUUAUCGAGAAAAUUGUUGGUCCCAGAAAUUGAUGACAUCAUGCGGAAAGUAUCCAAAUUGGCAAUUUCUGCACAAAACGAGCCUGCCAGAGUUCAGUGCAGACAGGUUUUCCUGAAAUAUAUUCUUGACUAUCCUCUGGGUGACAAAUUGAGACCAAAUUUGGAAUUCCUGCUCGCUCAACUGAAUUAUGAACAUGAGACCGGAAGAGAGUCCACCUUGGAAAUGAUCGCCUACAUCUUUGACACGUUCCCUCAGGGGCUGCUCCACGAGAACUGUGGGAUGUUCUUUAUCCCUCUUUGUCUAAUGAUGGUGAACGAUGACUCUGCCACGUGCAAGAAGAUGGCGUCCAUGACGAUCAAGUCCUUACUCGGCAAAAUCAACCUUGAGAAAAGAGAUUGGCUCUUUGAUAUGGUUACCACUUGGUUCAAAGCAAAAAAGAGCUUAAAUAGACAACUAGCUGCCCUGAUCUGUGGCUUGUUUGUGGAAAGUGAAGGAGUUGCUUUUGAGCGAAGGCUUGACACUGUUCUCCCUGUGAUUGAAAAGGAGAUUGAUCCUGAAAACUUUAAAGAUAUCAUGGAAGAGACAGAAGAAAAAGCUGCAGAUCGCCUCCUGUUUAGCUUUCUUACACUGAUAAGUAAGCUCAUCAAGGAAUGUAAUAUUAUCCAGCUUACCAAGCCCUCUGAGAUUUUGAGUAAAAUCUGGAGCCACGUGCACUCUCACCUGAGACAUCCACACAACUGGGUGUGGCUCACCGCAGCCCAGAUUUUUGGAUUGCUCUUUGCCUCCUGCCAACCAGAGGAGCUGAUUAGAAAAUGGAAUGCUAAGAAAACUAAAAAGAAGCUCUCCGAACCUGUAGCAAUCAAGUUCCUAACAAGUGACCUUGACCAAAAGAUGAAAAGUAUCUCUCUAGCCUCUUGCCAUCAAUUGUAUUCCAAAUUUUUGGAUCAGUCUCUAGGAGAACAAGUUGUUAAGAAUUUGUUGUUCAUAGCCAAAGUCUUAUUUUUGCUGGACCCUGAUCCUGAGGAUAAACAUGAGAUAAAAGAAGACCUGGAACAAGAAGCUUUAGAUGGUGUGACCAGAAAGGCAGUAGAUUACGAGGGCUGUGCAGACGGCAAGGCAGAGUUGGAAAGAGAAGAGAAUGAGGAGGCAAAGGAGGGACACAACAGGCCAGCCACACUGCUGUGGUUGAUCCAGAAGUUGUCCCGGAUGGCCAAACUGGAAUCUGCUUAUUCCCCUAGAAACCAGUUAAAGAGAACAUGCAUCUUUAAAUUUCUCGGUGCGAUGGCCAUGGAUCUUGGAGUGGACAAGGUGAAGCCAUAUCUCCCAGUGAUCAUAGCACCUUUGUUCCGAGAACUGAACAGCACCUGUUUGGACCAGGAUCCUUUGCUGAAGAAUCUAUCCCAGGAAAUCAUAGAAUUACUCAAAAAGCUGGUUGGGCUGGAGAACUUCUCAUUGGCCUUUGCCUCAGUACAGAAACAGGCAAAUGAAAAAAGGGCACUCCGCAAAAAGAGGAAGGCUUUGGAGUUUGUAACAAAUCCUGAUAUUGCUGCCAAGAAAAAAUUGAAGAAACACAGAAAUAAAAAAGAAGCAAAGAAGAGAAAGAUAGAGUUCCUGCGUCCAGGCUAUAAGGCCAAGAGACACAAGAGCCACAGCCUGAAAGACUUAGCGAUGGUGGAGUGAAGUGCUCAGCGUGCUGACACACAGUCUCACCCCAAAGUUUGAACUUUAUGUUGGGUUCUGCUGGGCUGAAGUCAACAGGUUUUAUUAUUUAAUUAGCCUUUGCCAUAGAUUGUAUAAUAUACAGUUUAAUAUAAUCAUGGUCUUUUUUGUAUUAAAACAUUUCAAAAUACUGCUUAUCUUCACUGUCUUAAAAAGAAUGUGGUUUGCAUAAAACUCAGUUUAAAAUGUCAUUUGUAAAAAAUACACUUUAAAAUAGCAAGAAAAAAUGUAGCAUUGGGAAUAAUCAAGCAUGUAUACACUCCUGGUUACAUGUAUUGAGGAAAUUAAACUUUAUCAAAAGACAGUAAGAUCUGCACAAAUGGAGAAAUACAACCAUGUUCAUGAGUAGAAAGAUUCAGUAUUGUGUUCUUUCUUUCCAAAUUGGACCCCAUUGGUU